AUUUGUGUGUUGAAAAUUUCAAGAAUGAUAUUCCCUUUGGAGAUUCUAGAACAUAUUCUUUUAAAAUGUGAUGGAAAGACUUUGUUGACUGCCAGAAAAUCGUGCAAGAGCCUACGGGACACGAUUGAUUAUUUAACUGAGAAAACAAGGCUUUGGGAGUGGUGUUGUAGAGAAGAAAUAAAUCCCGAAGAACUGGUUGAAUAUUUGCCUAAAUAUGAGGCGUAUGGUAAAGAAAAGUGGCUUUAUAUGUAUAUUAAUUGGUCAUCGUGGGAAACCAUAGAAGAUGUUACUAUAUUAAAUCCCAUACUGUCUCCAGUGCAAUUUCAAAAAAUCUCCAGUAUAGCUGUAUCAAGUGAUCAUAUUGCCGUUGGCUCAGAAGAUGGAAGACUAAGAAUAUUUACCAAACAUUGGGCUCCAGUUUUUGAACAUCGAAUAGUUGCAGUUAAGUUGACAAAAUUAACGUUUAUAGAUUAUAACGAUUAUAAUGAUAUAAAUAAUUUGGAUCUGUGUUUGGUUGUUGCAUACCCAAAGGGAAUCUCAAUAGUAGCAUUUAACGGUAUCCGUAAUUAUCAAUUUGAUAUUUUGGAUAUUAUAUCACAUAGCGUUUAUAACAAUUACAUUUGCUAUGAAAAAGUUGGCGGGAGAAUGACGAUAAUUAAAAUAACCAAUCAUUACGAUAGACGAGAAAUUCAGGAGAUUUGGUUUACAAGAAUAUACUCUCCAGGGUGUAUUACUUGUUAUAAAAUGUGGAACGGCAAAUGCACGUUUUUAAUAAACAGUAUUCUAGAAUCUCUAGUUUAUGAAAAUCCUAACAUCACACCCAUGGAACAGAUGCAAAGAAUUACAGAUAUUAAGUUCUAUGCUCCUCUAAUUAUUGAUAGUUCUACAACUCAGAUUCUAAGGGACAAUGUUAUAAUUAGUGUUUAUAAAAAUAACGGUUCAGAUAAAACGUCUCAACCUGAUAUUAUUGAAGACUACGUAGAAAUAAUAAUUAUUGAUAAGUACAAGAGACACAGUAAGAAAUUGUUUAAUAUGUGGGAAAUAUUCAGAAGCAAUAUUACGUGUAUUUUUUUGUAUGGGAACACAUUACUUAUAGGAACUGACUCUGGAAGUCUCUACUAUUAUCACAUUUCCAACUGGAAAAACUUUGAUUUGAAGUACUACAACCACAGGCAAGUUAUAUGUAAGCAUCCCAUAAUCGUGAUCCAAGCCAAAGAGAAUGAAAAAGAGAGGAAAUUUUAUAUAUGCUCAAAAUUUACCGUGCACGAAGUCUCAGGCUUUAUACCAAGUAUUUAUUGAUAAGUAGGUAUUUAUUUCAUACGUUCAGAUGCAAAAAAAAAUGAUGCAACGGAAUAAUUUUUAGUCAUAUUUGAAAAAAAAAUUGCAAAUUGUUGGUGGCAAGUUCAUUU
Molecule: messenger RNA, 1409 nt
Organism: Sitophilus oryzae (rice weevil)
Lineage: Eukaryota; Metazoa; Arthropoda; Insecta; Coleoptera; Curculionidae
Exons: 8
Coding region: 25-1299 (424 amino acids)
Molecular function (GO): protein binding
Source: RefSeq, a predicted model, not a curated record